Messenger RNA from Parnassius mnemosyne (clouded apollo), 2523 nucleotides. The record is from the annotation of a GenBank genome assembly. Lineage: Eukaryota; Metazoa; Arthropoda; Insecta; Lepidoptera; Papilionidae.
UUGGGUUUUAAAGAACAAACCUCUACCGUCAAUGCAUUAACCAAUAUAAUAGAUACAAUUAACCAUGCCAUAGCCAAUAAAGAACAGGUACUCGCAGUUUCAUUAGAUAUCCAAGCUGCCUUUGAUUGUGCCUGGUGGCCGGCAAUAUACCGCCGACUACAUAAAAUUAAAUGCCCCCGUAAUAUUUAUUCUAUCCUGCGUAGCUACUUUCAAAAUCGAUCUGCAACUAUCCAUUUUGGAGACAGCACGGUUAGUAAAACUCUGACGAGAGGUUGCGUCCAGGGUUCGGUCUGUGGCCCUUUUCUUUGGAAUUUAAUUGUGGAUGAACUUCUUGACAUAGACAUGCCACCCGGAGUUACGAUACAAGCAUUUGCGGAUGAUAUAGUCCUCCUUGUACACGCCAAAUAUAGUAAUGAUUUACAGCUUAACGCAAAUAAUGUUUUAAAUAUAAUAACUAAGUGGACUCGCGAGAUGAAACUUACUUUUGGAGUUGCCAAGACACAGGCCAUCGCAUUUACUUGCAAGGCUGCAAAAUGCAAACCAUAUAUGUCUGGUCAUCAGGUGAUGUUUUCCAACGAGAUUAAGCUUCUAGGUGUUUUAAUAGACAAACAGCUAAAAUUCAUCAAACAUGUAACUUACAUAGUCAACAAAGUCCGUAAACUAUACAAAAAAUCGGCCUUAAUUACCCGGUCAACUUCAGUGAAAAGUGAGGUAGAUGAAGACGAAUGCCAAGACGUGAAAAUGCAAGAUAAGACAGAGGCUAUUGAUUCGGAAGAUGUAUCAUUUUGGCGUGUGGUUCGGCUUAAUGCACCGGAAUGGAAAUCAGCUUCUGCAGCUAGUAUCUCCUCUCUAUUAAGUGGAUUCGCAAUGCCACUGUUCGCCGUUAUUAUUGCUGAUUUUAUAGGGAUAUUUUCGAAUCCUAACUUAGAAGAGGUUAGGUCCAAAGUGAUAAACUACGCCAUCUUGUUCAUCGUCAUAGGUGUUGCCUCGGGAAUCGCCAACUUUAUAGUGGUAUAUUACUAUGGUGUAGCCGGGGAGUACCUGACAACAAGGUUGCGAAUUUUAUUAUUUAAACACUUACUUCAACAAGAAAUUGCAUAUUUCGAUGAUAAGGCUAACUCUACAGGAGCUCUCUGUGCCCGACUGUCUGGUGAAGCGGCCGCUGUGCAAGGGGCAACUGGGCAAAGAGUCGGCACAGUACUCCAGGCAAUAGGAACAGUCGUAUUAGCUGUUGCACUCUCACUUUAUUACCAAUGGCAAGUUGGCUUGGUUGCUCUCAGCUGCGUGCCAGUGAUGGCUAUAGCCCUUUAUUAUGAAAGCAAAUUGACUAACGAUGCGAAUUCAGGAACUACAAAAUCUAUGGAAACUAGUUCAAAGUUAGCAGUGGAGGCAAUUGCUAACGUACGCACGGUGGCAUCCCUAGGACGGGAAGAUAUGUUUGUCAAAGAAUACGCAAUGCAGCUUAAGCCCGCUCUUGUACAAGCAAAGAAAACGUCUCACUGGCGUGGUAUAGUUUUUGGUCUUUCAAGAAGCAUUUUCAACUUCGCGUAUGCCGCUUCUAUCUACUAUGGAGGGAUACUUAUGAUUUACAAGCACGUUGACUACGUACUCAUUCUAAAGUCAACCGAAUCACUUCUUAAUGGAGCGAGUUCCGCAGGUCAAGCCUUUGCUUUUGCACCCAAUUUCCAAAAAGGAAUAAAGGCAGCCGGGAGGAUAAUUAAGAUUCUUAAUAAGCAGUCUAAAAUUGUAGAUCCUCCCAAGCCAGCAAUUGAGGACUUCAAAGGAAGCGGAGAAGCAAAUUUGCAAAAUAUCGACUUCAAAUAUCCAACUCGUCCUAUGGUACAAGUACUGAAAAAUAUGAACCUGGCGAUACCACGUGGCGAAACAAUUGCUUUAGUGGGGGCUAGUGGUUGUGGCAAGAGCACAGUCAUUCAACUUCUGGAAAGGUACUACGACCCUGAUAGCGGCACAGUGAGCCAAGAUGGUAUUCCUCUACCAAAACUUCGUAUGGCUGAUACCAGACAAACUAUUGGCUUUGUGCAACAAGAACCUGUCCUAUUCGAUCGCACCAUAAGCGAGAAUAUAGCCUACGGCGAUAACUCCAGGUCUCCUAGUAUGGAAGAAAUUAUUGAAGUUGCAAAACAAGCGAACAUACAUAACUUCAUAAUUUCCUUGCCAAUGGGGUAUGAGACAAACAUUGGCUCGAAGGGUACUCAGCUAUCAGGAGGACAGAAGCAGCGAGUGGCCAUUGCUAGAGCACUUAUACGAAGACCUAAAAUGCUUUUACUUGAUGAAGCUACUAGUGCAUUGGACACUGAAAGUGAAAAAGUGGUGCAAGAGGCGCUGGACGCUGCAAAAGCGGGGCGCACGUGCGUGAUGAUUGCACACCGCCUGAGCACGGUGCGCGACGCAGACCGCAUCUGUGUGCUGCGCGACGGCCGCGUCGCGGAGAGCGGCACGCACGCACAACUCAUGCAGAUGCAAGGACUCUAUUACAAACUCAGUCGACAAGGUCAUAUGUAA